AUGUUUCUGCCCACAGUGGGUGUAACCUUGGACGUGGACACAGCCAAUAACCACGUCAUCAUUUCUGAGGACAUGAGGAGUAUACACCUUGGGUAUUUCAGACAGUAUUGGAAGACCCAUCCUGAGAGAUUCAUCUAUGCAGUUUGUGUCCUGGGCUCCCCUUGGUUCACGUCUGGUCGCCAUUACUGAGAGGUGGAUGUAGGGACAAGCAAAGAAUGGGAUGUGGGUGUUUGCAGAGAAUCUGUUAAUCAACAAGGAGUAAUUGUGCUGUCUUCAGAACUUGCCUUCUGGACUGCGGGUUCAAGAAAUGGAGAUCUCUACUCAGCCAGCGCUGUGCCUUUGACUGCUCUCUCAGUGAGCCCUAGGUUUUAUUGAGUAGGGAUUUUCCUGAAUAUGGAUAUUGGGAUCAUUUCUUUUUAUCACAUGAGUGAUGGAUCCCAUAUUUUUACAUUCACUAAAAUUUCUGCUAUGGAGCCUCUGCGUCCAUUUUUUCGAUCCUGCAAAACGGAUUAA
Molecule: messenger RNA, 513 nt
Organism: Ceratotherium simum simum (southern white rhinoceros)
Lineage: Eukaryota; Metazoa; Chordata; Mammalia; Perissodactyla; Rhinocerotidae
Product: ret finger protein-like 4A
Molecular function (GO): protein binding
Source: RefSeq, a predicted model, not a curated record